AUGCCGCCACUCCGGAUCACGACCUGGAAUGUCAAUGGCAUCCGAAAUCCCUUCGGCUACCAGCCAUGGCGCGACAAGCGCACCUUCGACGCCAUGUUCGAUCUGCUCGAGGCGGACAUCGUCAUUAUGCAGGAGCUGAAGAUCCAGCGAAAGGACUUGCGCGACGACAUGGUGCUGGUUCCUGGGUGGGACUGCUUCUUCAGUCUACCGAAGCUUAAGAAAGGCUACUCAGGUGUCGCAAUCUACACCCGGUCGUCCCGCUGCGCUCCCAUCCGCGCUGAAGAAGGCGUCCUUGGCGUCCUCUGCCCCCCGGGAUCCUCGACCGCUUACCGCGACCUCCCCUCGGACCAACACAUUGGCGGGUAUCCUACGGAAGAGCAGAUAGAGAUGGCUGGUGGCGUCGAUCCUGCGGCGCUGGAUUCCGAGGGCCGGUGUGUGGUUCUCGAGUUCCCGGCGUUCGUCGUAUUUGGGGUAUAUAGCCCGGCGAACAGCAACGGCUUGCGCGACGAUUUCCGGUACGCCUUUUUCAGCGCGCUCGACGCCCGCAUACGGAACCUCACGCGCGAGGGCAAACGUGUCAUCUUGUGCGGCGACUUGAAUGUAUCGCGGUCGGAGAUCGACACCGCGAACGCUGAGGAGAACAUGCGCAAGGAGGGCAUCUCGCAUGAGGAGUACGUGUCGACGGGCAAUCGACGCAUAUUUAACCAGAUGUUGGAGAGCGGCGAUGUCGUGCCACCGCGGGAUGGGGGAAGGGAGAUUCCGAUACUUUGGGAUACGUGCCGCGAGUUCCACCCAACGAGGAAGGGCAUGUUUACCCAUUGGGAACAAAAGAUCAAUGCUAGGCCGGCGAAUUUCGGGUCGAGGAUUGAUUUUGUGCUUUGCAGCAUCUCGAUGAAGGACUGGGUGCAGAGCGCAGACAUUCAGGAGGGACUGAUGGGUUCAGACCACUGUCCUGUAUACGCUCUUCUCAAGGAAAGGGUUACGUCAGACGGUGAAGAGGUUGCUUUGAGUGAUAUCAUGAAUCCACCUGGGAUAUUCAGAGACGGCAAACGGCUACGCGACUGGACGCUAAAAGACUCACCUGCCUCAUCGGGGAGGCUAUUGCCAGAGUUCGACAGGAGGAGAAGUAUCAAGGACAUGUUUUCUCGUAAGCCGACAAGCCGCAAGCCCUCGGCCAAUGAUGGCGCAAGCGCGGAGUUCUCGGCCGUCGUCGUUAACAGCUCGUCCCCGUCCUUGUUAAAGCCGAAGCCAGAGGGAAAAGCACAAGAUGAUAGCCAAGUUGAGCCAGAAGCAUCACAGAACAGCCAAGUUUCGACAGCGUCACAAUCCAAUGGGGGCAAUCACAUUCGUUCUACAGCCAGCUCAGAGAAGAAGCGCUCUGCUCCAGCGCUUGCGACUGCAAAGUCGAACAAAAAGAAGAAAUCGUCAGCGCCAGCACCAACGCAAAGUAGUUCAGUCAAAGGUCAGCAGUCCUUGAGAGGAUUCUUCAAAUCAACGCCGUCGUUAUCCCGCGACGAUAGCAAUGUUUCGUCGAAGACCAUCGAGAGCUCGUCCACAUUAGUCGUGCCGCCAAUCCACGAUCCAAAGUCGAGUCAGACGUCUACCAGAGACUCUCCAGAGCGAGAGCAGAACGCUGUCGGAUCGACAUCAGAGGCCGGGCUCGAAGUGAUGGACACAGCGGAACAAGGCGAAUACAGCGCUCGCGCAUCGCCAGGCCCGUCAAUACCGGAGAACUCGUCCUCGCAUUCGCUCAGCAAGCAGCCGCAGUCGCAAUCGCCGCCCAUCGAUCCCUCUUCCCUCACUCUCGGCGAGCGGGAAGCGGCAGCCACCGCCGGCCAACCAUUGCCCACCUCGGCUCGGCCGCCGUCGCCCCCCUUCAUCGAUCCCAUCGUGUCCAAGGAAUCGUGGGGCAAGCUCUUCACCAAGCCGAAACCGCCGCGGUGCGAUGACCACGAUGAGCCUUGCGUCUCCUUUACGACGAAGAAGCCAGGGGUCAACUGCGGGCGCGCGUUCUGGAUGUGUCCGCGCCCGAUUGGUCCGUCCGGGGCGAAGGAGAAGAACACGGAGUGGAGGUGUCGGACGUUCAUCUGGGCGAGCGAUUGGAAUGGUUGA
This is a messenger RNA of Diplodia corticola, 2112 nucleotides long. Its product is annotated as ap endonuclease 2. Bases 1 to 2112 code for a protein of 703 amino acids. Lineage: Eukaryota; Fungi; Ascomycota; Dothideomycetes; Botryosphaeriales; Botryosphaeriaceae. The transcript is spliced from 3 exons. Gene Ontology annotation, molecular function: DNA-(apurinic or apyrimidinic site) endonuclease activity; zinc ion binding; double-stranded DNA 3'-5' DNA exonuclease activity. Gene Ontology annotation, biological process: base-excision repair. The record is from RefSeq and is a predicted model, not a curated record. Gene Ontology annotation, cellular component: nucleus.